This is a messenger RNA of Chironomus riparius, 1620 nucleotides long. The record is from the annotation of a GenBank genome assembly. Lineage: Eukaryota; Metazoa; Arthropoda; Insecta; Diptera; Chironomidae.
AGUUAAAAUCGGACAAAUUUUAAUGUUAAUUGUUUUAUAAUAUAAAUAAUUGCAAAUAACAAGACAUAACUUGUAUGCUUAAGUGUAAUUUAUGUGUAUAAGAAUCAAGUGUAAGAUAAGUUUUGUGUAAGGAUUCAAAGAUCCAGUAGAAGUAAAAUUAAUUUAUGAUUGACUUUAAAAAUGUCUAAAAGUGAAAAGAAUCCGCAAAAUGCGCCUGCUGUCAUCCUCCCGAUUGGAUUAAAUCCAGAAAAAUCUGGAUCCGCAACUGAGUUUAAUUCCACCUCAAAGUUAGCUUACGAUUACGAUGAUUCCUAUAAUCCUUUCGAGAACCGAGAAACGGAAAAGGCAAACACAACAACCGGCGCACUCAUUCACCUGCUUAAAAGUUCUCUUGGAACGGGAAUUUUGGCUAUGCCAAAUGCAUUCAACAAUGCUGGUCUAGUAUUCGCAUCAAUUAUGACAGUCAUCGUUGGUCUCGUUUGUACGCAUUGUGUUUGGAUUUUGGUUCGAUGUUCGCACAAAAUAUGCAAAAUAUCAAAAACGCCAGUGCUUGGAUUUGCCGAGACAGCAGAGAAAGUUUUCGAGUAUGGACCAAAUUGGGCGAAAAAGUAUUCAAGAGCAGCACGUCAGGGUGUAGAUUACGCUCUUAUGGCUACAUAUUACUCAACCGGAUGCGUUUAUAUCGUUUUUAUUGCCAACACAUUCCAUAACAUUUGCAACGAUUUAUUGGGAUGGGAAUUUAGCGUCCGAAUUUAUAUCCUUUUUGUAAUCAUUCCAUGCCUUUUCAUCGGUCAGAUACGUAAUUUAAAAUUACUUGUACCGUUCUCGGGAAGUGCCAAUGUUUUUAUCCUCGUCACAUUCGGUAUCGUUCUUUAUUACAUUUUCAAAGAGCCAUUGGAUAUCAGCGAUAAGCCUGCAAUUGUAUCAUGGACAAAAUGGCCAGUAUUCUUUAGUACUGUUAUUUUCGCAAUGGAAGGUAUUGGCGCGGUUAUGCCUGUUGAAAACAGCAUGAAAAAACCACAACAGUUCCUCGGAUUUCCAAGUGUUUUGAUGAUUGCUAUGAUUACUGUUACUGUUAUGUAUACAGUUCUUGGAUUCCUCGGAUAUAUUAGAUUUGGAUCAGAAAUUCAAGGGAGUAUUACAUUGAAUCUACCCACUGAUGAAUGGCCUGCAAUCACUGGACAAGUUCUUAUUGGAAUUGCCAUUUUGUUUACUUUCGGUCUUCAAUUCUACAUUCCAAUGGAAAUCUUGUUGAAGAAAAUCGAAAGUAAAAUUGCAAAGGGCAGAAAUAUUAAGGAAAUCACUCUCAGAACAGGAAUUAUCAUCCUUACUGGUGCUGUUGGUAUUGCAGUUCCUGAUUUAGAGCCCGUUAUCAGUCUUGUCGGUGCUGUUUUCUUCAGCGGUCUCGGACUUUUCGUUCCCGCAUUCAUUGAAUGUGUUUACUUAUCAGCUUAUGAAGGAUUUGGAAAAUUCAACUGGAAACUUUGGAAGAACAUCUUACUUAUGAUUUUCUCAGUUAUUGCCUUAGUUUCCGGAGCAUUUGUCUCAAUACUUGACAUUAUUGAGACAUACAUGGGCGGUGACGAAGGAAGUGGUCAUCUUACAAAAACACAUUUUUAA